Myxocyprinus asiaticus (Chinese sucker) is the source of this 2568-nucleotide messenger RNA. RefSeq names its product ras-related protein Rab-19 (gene rab19). Gene Ontology annotation, molecular function: GTP binding; GTPase activity. The transcript has 3 exons. The record is from RefSeq and is a predicted model, not a curated record. Bases 235 to 891 code for a protein of 218 amino acids. Gene Ontology annotation, cellular component: trans-Golgi network. NCBI's taxonomy places the organism in Eukaryota, Metazoa, Chordata, Actinopteri, Cypriniformes, Catostomidae.
UUCAGUUAAUGUGCGAUUUGAGUUCAGUGUGCAGCUUACUUUCUUGUUAAUGGAAUCAAAGCAGUAUGGAGAUAUCUCAAUAAUAUAAUGUAUAAUUUUAUUAUAAUCUUAAAUUAAGAAAGCUUUUACAAACAUGGUUAAGAUAGUACUAAAUUGGCUGUAUUGUGGUAUUAGUGCCUUGUAUGAAUCAUUCUGAAGUCUGCAGAAAACAAUCCACAAUUAUUGAUCGUAGAAAUGCAGUCCACAGGGGAAGAGGAAGAUGACUGCUGUGACUUUCUGUUCAAAAUCAUCCUGAUCGGUGACAGCAAUGUAGGAAAGACCUGCAUGAUUCACAGUUUUAAGUCUGGAGUCUUUAGUGACAACCAGCAGAACACCAUCGGCGUGGACUUCACCGUUCGCACCAUGGACAUCGAUGGCAAGAGAGUAAAAAUGCAGGUGUGGGACACCGCGGGACAGGAGCGUUUCCGCACCAUCACACAGAGUUAUUACCGAAGUGCCCAUGGCGCCAUGAUCGCAUACGACCUGACCCGACGACCCACAUUUGACUCUCUACCACACUGGAUACAGGGAGUGGAACAGUACGGAGCAGCCAAUGUCAUCUUUGUUCUGAUAGGAAAUAAAUGUGACCUGGAAACCCAGCGGCAGGUGCUGUUUGAAGAUGCUUGCACGCUUGCGGAGCGAAAAGGAGCUCUGGCAGCGCUGGAGACCUCCGCCAAACAACAUCACAACAUCGAGGAGGCCUUUGAACUGAUGGCACGAGAACUCAUAGUGCGACACGGAGGCGUAGUCCCUCAGGACAACCAAUCAGAUUCACCCAGUAUUAUUCUGGACACUGAUUCUCAUCCAGUAAAAGAAAGGGAACAUCUGGAGAAGAAGUCAUGUGACUGCUGACUGACAGGUGCCAACAUGUUGGCUACUGAACAAUAUUCAGUGGAUAUUUCCAUCAGGCCUUUAGUCCAAAUGUCCAGGCAUUGGUUGAAAACAGGAAAAAACUGUUUGUAUUACCACACUUGGAUCUAAAGUGAAGUACGUUGCUCCUAAAUACAGGAUUGUCACUUAAGUCUGAAGUGUGUAACUUUUUCAGUUAAAAAAACUUUUUUGUGUCCCAGCUUAAUAGGCACAGUCAAUAAGUAAACCAUUCAUAGGUUGAUUUCCUCAAAAGCUUUAAACACUGUGUCUUUGUGGCACUUUAAAAAAUCCUGACAUCCAGACCAAACUGACACUGCCACAUUGAUUCAACCGAUGGCGUGACUGCGGCUUUUAAACUUUGCCAGGUAUGUUUGGCUUUAAAAGAAUUCAAACGUCUGAUCAAAAUAUGAAAAAGCGCAUAUAUGUUCAUGGCAGUACGGCUGGAAUCAACAAAUUCAGUAAAAGGACUACGCACACCCGGCCCCCAAUCGGGCUAAUCAGCCGAGGAGAGGGAUAAGUGAGAGAGAGAGAAAGCCACAUGCAGCUGCCAUGUGUGUUUAUGUUGGUGUCUUUUUAAGUUAUUAUUAAAUAUUACUUUGACUGUUCAGCCGGUUCCCGCCUCCUCCUUUCCCAUUUUAACCCAGUUACAUUGGUUGCCGAAGCCCGGGAAGGAGAAGGGAUGCAUCGUCGUGGAGUCCUCGCCUCUGCCAUCCACCCAAAGGAGCAGCCGCGGCCAUCCGCCGGGGGACGGAGGAGUUGUUGUCAGCCACCUGGACAUGGAGGAACGCCGCUGCCAGGGGCGGAGGAGUUCCCUACCGGCUGCCAAAACGCGGAGGGGCGUUCCAUCCGCCAGGGGUCGGAGGACUGGCUCUGGUCCACCCGGGAAGGAGCGGCUGUCGUCCGCCAGAGUGUGGAGGAGUGAUCGAGGACCAGGCAACGGUGUGUCUGGGAACCGGCGAGCUAGUUUUUUUUUCUCUCUCUCACCGUCGCUCCGCCUUGCCCUUUCCCUCUCUUCUUUUUUGUUUGUUUUGUUUUUCCCUCCCCUCGUCCCCCUCCCCAGCCCUAGAGAGGCAGGGAAAAGCCUGCCGGCAGGUGGGGCCAGAAGGGCUCGUCCCUCCUUUUCUUUGAAAAAAGCAACAAUUGAGGUGAGACACUUACAAUGGAAGUCAAUGUUUUUAAUACAGAUACUUCAUACAGAUAAAAAAAAACUGUUCGAAACAUCACGUUUUAGAUUAAAAUUGUAGUAUAUUUGGGAGAAGCUGUUUUAUUUUCUUUAUUGCACUUUAUUGACAUGAAAUAAGUGACUGGAGACUUAUGUUACUAUCUAGUGGAAAUGCAGAUUUGUCUAGACAUAACUAGUGUAAACUAUGAGUAAUUACAUGAUGACGAAGUAAAUUUACACACACACACACACAAAAUCAGGCGUCUCAAUUUAACAGUUGCAUUUAUUGAAUUAACUCUGUAAACAUACAGUAUAUACAAGUGCAACAUGAUGUUUAAACUCUUAUGGGACAUGUAUACUGCAGUAGAUAAAGCACAAUAAAAUAUUAAAAACAGUGAAUUCAAUAAAUGUUUGUUCUUUAACACACAAUAUAUAUAUUUAGUGGGUUAAAUAUGAAUGGAAGGAUUUGUGUAUUAAAAUGUUAAAAACAAACAUAC